AUGUCACAGCAUAAGGGAUUAUCUACACCACAAAAUAAGUUUCUUGAAACUAUAGCUGCACGUUCAGAUGCAAUACAUGCAAACUUUGUACUUGGCAAUGCACAACGAAAGUAUUACCCGAUUGUUUAUUGUUCAGAUGGAUUUCUACUGUUGACACACUAUUCAAGAUCUAAUGUUAUGUCAAGGAGUAGUGUAUGUCAAUUUCUAUGGGGUCCAGAGACUACACCAACAGUUCGCAUGGAAAUUAAUCAAGCCUUUCACAAUCAUUAUGAAUACAGAAAUCGAAUUGUAUUUUACACGCGUAUCGGUGAACCAUUCGCCUGUGAUUUUGCAGUUACACCGAUUAGGAACGAAAAAUCUCAAGUUGUUCUAUUCCUGUGUUGUUAUCAAGAAAUACGAGGGGAUUUAUUACCUCCUCCAAUACAUCAAUCUGCCUCCUGUUUCAAACUUAAUCAUUCAAAACUAUAUUCUGUUCUAUCAUGGGCAUCUGAACUACCAUUCUCUCGAAGUUACUUGCAAAUGAAAACGGAAGGUUUUGAUAAUGAUGGAAAGUGUCGAAAGCGUUCUCGCUCCAAGGCUGAUAUCAGUACUGUUCGAACUUCAAUUUAUUGUGCAGACAGAAGUUUUCAGUGUCACGAAUCCACUUCUACAGCAUAUGCCUCAAAACCAGCAGACAAAACUUACUUGAAUAUUCCAGGAAGUUUUCAUCGGACUAUAUCCUCUUCACUUUACGGCAGCCAAAACCUAAUAAAAGAAUCACGAAUUAGUGUAAAUAGAGACUCUUUAGACAUGUCUGAAGAACUUCAAAUCGCAGGUAAAGCACAUUAUCCUACAGAAUACUAUCUGCCAUCAAACUGCCAGACAACUUUUUCACUAGAUACUUUAUCCAAUUCCACACGUAUUACAUCAUUUCGACAAGUUCCUGUCACAUAUGAUUCAUGUAUCUAUAGGAAUUCAAGUAUUCUCUCCCUACCUCAGAUCAAAAUACAACUGAAAAAGUUUAGUCAAAGAAAGCACAAAAUGAAACCUCCGUAUGGAAGUAAGAAUCGAGUAGUUAACACGACAACGUCUGCUUACAUGCCAUCCAAUCAGACAAGCUCUUCAUCUGCUAACUCUUGGAAUAUAAACACCACUUUGGAUUUUAAUCAUGUUUCAAAUGAUCCCAAAGAAGUAAAUACAAAAUCAGAUGAAACUAAUAACAAAAUGGUUUUUGUUAAAAACCGUGACGUUGCGCUUUCCUCAAGUAACAACAAUCAACUUAAUAUUCAUCUCCUGGGUAAAGAAGAAACAAAACCUAUCGGUAUAUACCAGUGUCAACAAAGUAAGCUGAAUUAUGCAAAUCCGUUGAAAAGUGCCUUCAAAAUAUAUCCGGAUGAGGAAAGAGGUCAGCCGACUGAUAAUACAAGUCGUCAAAAAGACAGUAGAUGUUUUAAUUGUUUUGAAUUCAUUUCAAAACACCUAACAGAUAAUCGAUCGAACAGAGAUGAAAAUACUUCACUUGAAGCAAAUGGGCCUGAUCCUCAGAAAUAUUCAUAUAAACGCAGAAAAUCACUUGCUUUUAUACAUGGAUUAAUAUCUGGUGGGAGAAAAAUUCGAGAUGGUAACUCAGCUAAGCUGAAUAGACAAAUUAAAAAUUUCAGUGGAAAAAAUGUUCCAGAAUAUAAAAUACAAAAACUUACAAAAUCUAAUUUUGUUCUACUACAUUAUGGAUUUUUUCGAAUUGUCUGGGAUUGGUUAUUAUUGUUACUAACAUUUUACAUUGCAUUCAUUGUACCUUAUAAUGUAACCUUUGAAAGUCAUUCAACACAUUCAAGCCGAUGUAGGAUUAUUGAUUUGAUUGUUGAAAUCUUCCUAAUCAUUGAUGUGAUAUUAAAUUUUCAUACAACUUAUGUCAAUAAAAGUGGUCAAAUUAUUAAUGAUCGUCAUUUAAUUGCAAAACACUAUGCUAAAGGCUGGUUAAUUUUAGAUUUGUUAGCUGCUCUACCUGUUGAUUUCAUAUUGAUUUUUAUUCAACUUACAUCAAUUACCAACUUGGAGGACGUGUAUAUAAAUUCGAGUACAAUGGAAACAUAUAACAAUACUGAUAAAACAAAUCAGACACAAUUAUUUACCUUAUUUUUCAAGGAACAAGAACAUCACGAUUCGAAGCCAGUAGUGAAAUUUAACUUGAUAUCUUUAUUACAAAUGAUGAAACUUGCAAGAUUAUCUCAAUAUAGCGUAAUUGUAUUAGGACUUCUCAUGUUCAGCUUUGCAUUGGUUGCACAUUGGUGUGCUUGUAUCUGGUAUGUUAUUGGUGUGUACGAAGUUGAUGGCUCACAUAUCGGUUGGCUAGAAGACUUAGCGCGGCGACUUAAAUCUCCAUUCGAUGUGAACAAAUCUGGUGGACCUUCAGAAGGAUCAAAAUAUUUUACUGCAUUAUACUUUACAUGCAGCAGUCUUACUUCUGUUGGCUUCGGUAAUGUUUCAGCAAAUACAACGAAUGAGAAGAUUUUUGCAAUUUGUAUCAUGCUUCUUGGGGCUUUAAUGCAUGCAGCAGUGUUUGGCAAUGUGACAGCGAUUAUUCAACGCAUUUAUGCACGUCGCACAACUUUCCAAUCAAAGGUUCAAGAUUUGAAAGAAUUUAUUGAAGUUCACAGAAUACCAAAAACACUAAAAAAUAGGAUGGAAGAUUUUUUUCAAACAACUUGGGCUAUCAACCGUGGAAUCGAUGUGCCAGACGUUUUAAAAAUUUAUCCAGAAGAACUACAAGGUGACAUCUACUUACACUUAAAUCGUGAAGUACUUGGCUUAAAAGUGUUUGAAAAGGCUAAUCGUGACUGCCUGAAAUGUUUAGCUAUUAAUUUCAAGCUGACAUUUUGUACACCCGGAGAAUAUCUAAUACACACUGGAGAUAUAUUACGUCGUUUAUACUUUGUCUCGAAUGGAUCACUUGAAGUUUUAGAAAAAGAUGAAGUAGUUGCACUACUUGGUAAAAAUGAUUGGUUUGGUGCAUUCAUAGAUUCAGAUACUACAGUGAAUAACACUAGUAGUAUGUCAACAGCAUCAUUUCCAAUUAUACGAUCAAGAUGUGACGUUAAAUCUCUGACAUACUGUGAUCUACAUUACAUUGAUUUGAUUACACUAAGUGAAAUAUUAAACCAGCAUCCACGUUUUAAAUCAGAAUUGAAAAGUUAUUUAUACGAGGAUUUAUCAUUCAACAUACAAGAGGGAGCAGAAAACUGUUGCUCACAUGAUGUCGUAACGGUUCCGGCUAUCACACUACAACUGGCUAAUGAUGAUAAAGAUUGGGAUAAAGAAGAAACCAAACCAAGCGUAAUCGAAGACGUGGAAAGUUUAAAACCACCACCAUUUGUUUUUGAUAAUAAAGGUCGAAGUUGUAGUUUAACAUCAUACGAUGUAGAAUCUGGAUUGUUAGCACAUAAUUCACGGAAUCGGUCGAAUUCUGAAAUAACAACUAUACAAAAGAAAGAACAGUCUUCAGAUAAAAUUUCACCUAAACGCAAGUUUUUCAUUCCGAAAUCAGCUAAAUCUUCAGGUUGUUCAAGUAACAUGGAUUUGUCCCAAAAGUCAGUAGAUAAUAAACCCGCAUCUUUAUGCACCAAAGUUGUUCAACCGACAAUAACGCAAAAUGAUAAUUUGAGCAACUCACCAUUUCUAAAUGAUACAAAAACUGUCAAACCUGAACAAAAUCGUCGACAUACAGUGCCAACAGUUCAAACACAAAAUUCACCGCUCAAGUCAACAAGUUAUGGUGGUGUUAACAAACAUCAUGAAAAUCAUUGUAACUCUGACUACAAUACAGAUGACACAUGGUUCUACUCAAAUCACUCAAGUAGUAGUCAUUCAAAUGAUGAAUUCUGUUUUCCAUACAUUAGAUCAACACAAUGUUUAUCAAAAAACUGUUGCAUUGAUAAUAAAAGUUUACUAUCUGGUCAGUGUCUUUCAAACCCAAAUUUUUCAAUUGGUGUACAUGAAAAGUCAAAUGUAAAUAUAUCGAAAUUUUUAGAAAAUGAAAUACCACAUUUUGUAUUUAAGAAACCUGUAUGUGAAACUGUACAGCGUCCUCAAGUAAAAUCGUGUAGUUACGAUAUGAACACAAUAUCAACAUCAAAUCUUUGCUUAUAUACAUCGAACACAUCACCCGUCAAUUCCAUAUGGUCAUGUACAAAUGAAUAUAAUCACAAUUCCAACUUCAAUCGAUUUUCAUCACCAAAUCGGGUAAAUUUACACGGCAGCAGUAUGCAUGAUAUGAAUAUAAUCAACGAACUACGUGGUCUAAACAAUCGUCUUGAAUAUAUUGAAUUACAAUUUGGAAAGUUGUUUAAAUUAUUAGAAUCAAAGCAAUUUUUGUGA
Messenger RNA from Heterobilharzia americana, 4353 nucleotides. The record is from the annotation of a GenBank genome assembly. Lineage: Eukaryota; Metazoa; Platyhelminthes; Trematoda; Strigeidida; Schistosomatidae.